Hordeum vulgare subsp. vulgare (domesticated barley) is the source of this 4464-nucleotide messenger RNA. RefSeq lists its product as uncharacterized. The record is from RefSeq and is a predicted model, not a curated record. Lineage: Eukaryota; Viridiplantae; Streptophyta; Magnoliopsida; Poales; Poaceae. The transcript has 11 exons. Bases 46 to 537 code for a protein of 163 amino acids.
AAAAACCCUAAAGAAAAAGACCCCCAUGCUCCAGCCGCGCACCACAUGGCCUCCAUCUCGAUCCCCAGAUCGGUGCCAUCGCGAACCCUAGGUCGCCUCCAUCCCACAGGCCUUCGCCGCCGUCCCUCCACCGCGAACGCCAUCCCGGAUGCAUUCGCCGCCACCCCGGAUCUUCUCGCCCCCCAUCCCAUCUCCCGUAUCUUGUUGGUCAUUGCCUCUCAGCGACGGCUAUCCCUAGCGGCAGUUGCACGAGAGAUGGAUCUUCAUCCUCUCGAACACAACCACAGAGGCGAGACGGCCGCCGCCAUCCUCCUUCGCGCUGGCCAUCGUCGUCGUCGUCUCCGUCGCGAAUCUUCUUGGUGGCGGCAAGGAAAUCACUCGCGCGCCGCCGUCGCCGCCGUCGCCGUCCUUCUCCCACUCUUCUUCGAUCGCCAUUCCCCACAGGCGAGCGCGGACGCAGAAGGCCGGGAGCGCCAAGGCGAAGGCGACGCCCAAGCGGGCCAAGAAAGAGUCGAGCAGGAGCAACAAGGAGUCUGACGCCUCCACCAAUGGCGCCGCCGCAUCUGGGAAGAGGAGCUCCAUCUACAGGGGGGUCACAAGGUGGACAUGCAGAUUUGAGGCAUACCUCUGGGACAAGAAGAAAGGGAGGCAAGUCUAUCUGGGGGCUUAUGAGAAAGAGGAGGCAGCUACUCGUGCGUAUGACCUUGCAGCUCUCAAAUAUUGGGGGCCUGAAACCACACUGAAUUUCACGAUACGUUUUGCUGCUCUUGGAAAUAGAAAAAAAGAAAGAAAUCAUCAUUGAUACGAAUGUGUACAUGUACAUCCAGGUUGCUGCAUCAGUUCCUGUUUGGUACAAGCAAGAGCCGGUGUGUGUCUUGGCAAGCACCACCAUUGUCCAUUGACUCGAGAGUUGUGGAGGUGACCGCAGAGCAAAAGCGAUGAGUCACUGAGUAGUAGUAACGCCUUGACAGUCCAUGUCGCGCUUGCGUUUUAGUGUACAACUUAGAUGAACAAAGCACAUAAAAAUACAUACUCUACUGUGCUGGUUGUGUAACAACUGUUUGUUCCUGCAAAAAUAACGUUCCUCAUGCAUUCGUUCAUGAACCCACGUGGAUGAGUACGCCAAGGAGAGGUCGGAGAUGGAGUCGGUGUUGCGGGAGGAGUACCUCGCCACGCUCCGCCGCUGGAGCAGCGGCUUCCCCAGGGGGUCUCCAAGUACAGGGGCGUCGCCAGGUUGCCGAUGCCGGUGUGCGAGGUCGACCAACCGUGCGACGGGCGGAGCGCCCAGUCCGUAGGCUCAUCCCCUUCUCUGUCCUCUCCGGAGGCGGCCAUUGUUGUAUGGUGCACUCGUUGCCAGGAACUGCACUCACCAAUGGACUAGCUACAAGUGUUCGAGGUAACUGGCGAUUCGCUGCCAACGAUGUCACCUGCAUCUACUGUGGGGCUGCGCUCGCCCUUGUCCUCGCCAGCAUUGUGGCUAGAGGCCACAUAGACCCAACCUCUGCAUCCAGAGCACCGAGUCCUUCCUGUUCCUAUACCGUUUCGUAGCCGAGGAGAUCCAACUGGUGUAACCACGCCUCAAUUGUUCUUGUCGUGCCUCAAGGAACUUGCCAGCAACGGUAUCAGGUGAUGAGGCAACCGCCAACUUAGGCCUGCUGAAGAACGGCGCCUUUGCGGGAGGGGGAAGGAGUCGCGGAAGCUCCUGUGCCGGCGGGAGCGACGGUUCCACAACGAGUUGGUAAUUCGUCGCCUUUGAGUUGGAGGAUGUCCAAGGCCGGGAUCGUUCAUCAGCACUGAGUUGCAGUGCAGUCUCACACAAAAGAAGAGAGAAGAUAACUUGAUGUCAACGAAUUAUGAAUGGUUGAGAUAAUAUUGAUGCUCAAUCCAGAUCUGGAUGUCUCAUCUCUGAACAUUUAAAAUACUGAGUAGUCCAUGGAAGCUUGCCUAGCCGCUUUCGCGCAACAUUAUAUCUUUGGAUGUUUGCACUUUUCUGGCUCUAGACGUGAGAUUUCUUAUAUGCUGUCAUGUGUGCAAGAAAUGCGUGUGGGAGGUUUCGUCUUCACUUAAGUGUGUCUAUGGACAUUUAUACUUCUAUUACAUCUGCAAACUAUAAAUAUGGAAUAUGAUUUUUUAUAUGGAAUAUCUUAGGCCCCUAGCGGUAUUAGUUGCUGGCCCCUAUGUUUGCCAACAGAGUUAGUUGAUGAUUCCAAUGCGGAGAGCAUUCGCAUGUUGUAUAUUAUUUAUUUCUAAUCAAUAAACGGUAACUCCUAGAUUAAUAAUUCUUUAUAAUAGUAUCUACAGUAUAUAUCUAAUAAUUCUUUCUUUGAAUAUUAAUUCAAGUAAUGUCUUUUGGCGUUUUAAGUUUUACGAGCUUGCCGAUUGCUUAAAAUCAUUCUACGAGUGUAUUAUUAUUUUUAAACAAACUGAAACCUUGUAGCGCUGUAAAAACAUAUUCUAAUUCCCUAACUUUGUAGAAAUCAUUCAUGUUCAUAACUCAUUUUUUGUCUGAGCGGAAUAAGAGUAAGGGUUGAGCGUAAGCGAGAUGUGGAUUGGCGUUGGUUUGUUUAGUUACUGUUGUGUGAGCAGAAUAAUUUCUUACUUUAGAAAAUGUGACAAAUUACAUUUCAUUAGAGAUCACUUUGCAGCAAAUUGUAUGAGCGGGUUGUUCAUAUAUUUUGCCAUCAAGUCAUAUUUUUUUGUUUUAUGUUAAUGCAUGACAUCGAAUCUGACUUCUUGACUCGGGGGUGUCACACGGGCGGCGCAUGCCUCGCUGCCUUGAUGGAGGUGUUCAAUCGACACGAACACGCGGAGAGAGGGGGUUUAUGGUGGAGAGCGGGUUCGUUGGCAAAAGACUCCUCCUUGCGGAACCGUGGGGAAGCACGGUGUGAAGGAGAGAGAACACCGUGGCAAAGGUAAGGUGGGCAUCAUCCGAUUUUAAUGGAAGAAAUGUCCCGCUACGAUGGAAAACGGAGCGGGAAUGGAAGGAUCCGACAAGAAAUGGGAAAGAGUGUGUCAUGGGGUGGAGUUUUUAUGUUGGGACCACAUGUUCGAAUAACAUGGCAGGUAGUUCAGCCGAGAUUUGGAUUUUGAGGAGCCCGCUUGGCGCCUGAUUGAUGCCCAAACACGCUAGGAUGGACGUACGAGGAAAAAAUUAAGUUUGAACUUGGAGACGACAUUAAUCAUUUGCUUGAUUCAUUUAUAUAUAUCGAAGCCCGUGCAUUGCACGGGCGUUCUACUAGCCUUGUGAAAGGUGCACAUGGGGUCCUUUGUACCUUUUUUCCUUAAUUGCUAACCAUCUCCAAUUUUAUGCCAGCUCUACUUAUUCCAGUCUCAUAGUUGGAGGUAUCAAAUUACUGCUUUCUAUGUAUAGAUAAUACAUCAAUUUAUAUCUACACGUGUGCUUCGGUACACCCACCAACAAAACAUAGAAGGGAAAAUGUAUACCCACCUCCUUGUAUUUUAUACCACGGGCCUUCGUACGUAUAUACAGUAUGGGGUCCCGUAUUGUACACGUACGGUGGCCUGUAGUGUACAAUACGAGGUGGGUAUACAUAUCCUCUUCUACUUUUUGUUAGGGGGUACCGAAGCACACCUCUUAUAUCUAUCACCUUAAACAAAAUGUACAUUGCUGAUACAAAUAAUUUUUAUUUUCUUUACAACAUGUAAUGAAAUCUACUCUACAAAUAACACGAUUAAAGUAUAGGAUGCACUCAGGGGUGCGCGGCCGCCCAUUGCGGGCAAGGCGUGCUGCAGUCCAGCAAGCCACAAGAACAACUUGACUCUUAUAUGGGCCCAGUUUUUCCAAGUGCAUUGUAAGUCUGGUGCUCUCAUAACGUGUAGACGUUGCUCUCAUAACGUGUAGACGCCGCUAUCUGUCCAACACUAAUGGAUGAUGUCGGAUCGCGGUCCAAGCAAGACAUCGUGGAGGCGUCACCAUAUGUUGGCGUACUCGACCAUUGUUGCAUGUCCAACUGCUACUCGACCAUUGUUGCCUGUCCAAGGGCGUCACGAAUUUCUUAGAUCCAAGGUUGUCGAGGGAUGGCAUCGCAGGCAAGCCGGUGAUUCCUUCUACAACAAUGUACAAAAGCAGCCAAGGUGGGUGCAAGCUGAGUGACUGGAGCUCCAUCAAGCCAAGGGUUGGUCCAGAAUUUGCAGCUCUUGCUAUUGCUCAAGGUCCAUGAAGUGGAUGCACAAAAGAUUUCUCUAACCACGGUCUCGCAUGGUAGACGCAGGUGGCUCCAUGGUCGUUGCAGGAACAAUGCAAACGGCAACAGAAGGAGGUGGAAGAGCACGAGUCGAGAUUGGAUGGUAGUCUUGUUGGUCUCGGCUACCUCCCCAAUAUAGCGAUGUAUUUUUUCCACGUGCAAGUGGAGAAGUUUGACAUAAGAUUUUUCUCUUGAGGAUGUAUGAAAUUUAACUGGAUUGUUCAUUGAUUAUAAAAGGAUGAGCGGAUUUUCUACAAAA